Molecule: messenger RNA, 1189 nt
Organism: Polypterus senegalus (gray bichir)
Lineage: Eukaryota; Metazoa; Chordata; Cladistia; Polypteriformes; Polypteridae
Exons: 7
Coding region: 56-886 (276 amino acids)
Source: RefSeq, a predicted model, not a curated record
CGCAAUCGAAGGAUCAACUGUGACGAUUAACUGUACAUACAAAUAUCCAGAAUGUAUGACUGUGGAAAGAGAAAUGUGGUCAUAUGGGCCUGACGAAUACAAGACAGGUCCUGACGGAGAAACCCUCGUGUAUCACACAAAUGAGACUAAAGUGUCCAACAAUCACACAAACCGAGUUCAGUUCUUAGGAGACAAAAAUAAGAAGACCUGCUCAGUGAAGAUAAGUGGCGUGAGAAGAGAGGACAGCGGCUACUACAAGUUUAGGUUUGAGGGGACAAAUAACUGGGGACAAGUGCCAGGAGUCCACGUGACAAUCACAGGUCUAAAGGUUGAAGCAACACCAGAGAAGGUCAAAGAAAAUGAAACUGUGACCCUGAGGUGUGAAAUGAACUGCCGUCUCCUCAACGAGGUCUUCUCCUGGUACAGAAAUGGAGAAAAAUUAAAUGAAUCCUCGGAGAAGCUUGAAGUUCUGGGAGCCCCCAUUACCAGUUACUCCUGUUGGGUUGGACACUUCAGGUCCCCAGAAUUUCUACUGAAUGUGGAGUACAUCAGGACUGUGAGUUAUCCAUUGUAUGCCCUCCUGGCCAUUAUUGUCCCGACUGGACUGGCUUUGGCACUUUUCAUAUUUCUAAGGAAGAAGGUCAAGACGUCAAAUGAACAAAAUGGAGAAAUCCAAAGAAGCAAAGAGCCCACCAGAGAUUCUGUUUAUCAGGACGUGUCUGCGCCCAAAGAUGAACCUGCGAAGGAGAAAGAAGAAGACGAGCAAACUUUGAAUUACGCCUCUGUGCAGUUUAAGGCGAAACCUAACAAGAAAACGAGAAAACAAGAACAGAACCCAGAAGACAACAGUGGAGACGUCAUCUACAGUUCAGUUUUUACAAAGUGACGAGGUGUGUGUGUGUGUGUUUGAGCCCUGAGUGGGGACACUGGCGUUAGUGAAGGAACUGCCGUCAUCAGACAGGGUGUCCCUAAUCUGAGAAGUGAAGUGUUAAUGACCUCCUAACUGUAAGUGGAUGACGGCCAGCGCUGUGAUCCUGCUUGGCGGCCAUUAUAUCGAGUAGAUCUUCAGUGACCGUUAUUCAGGUCCAUUUCCAGUGAGCUGUAAACUUUGUCUUCUGAGCCCUCCUCUCACUCUCGAGGUUUGAUGCCAGCUUGUACUUGCAUGUAUGAAUCUGAAAUUUCUAAUAAA